This is a messenger RNA of Xyrauchen texanus (razorback sucker), 2848 nucleotides long. RefSeq names its product adhesion G-protein coupled receptor G2-like. The record is from RefSeq and is a predicted model, not a curated record. Gene Ontology annotation, molecular function: G protein-coupled receptor activity. NCBI's taxonomy places the organism in Eukaryota, Metazoa, Chordata, Actinopteri, Cypriniformes, Catostomidae. The transcript has 18 exons. Gene Ontology annotation, cellular component: membrane. The coding region runs from base 102 to 2834 and encodes 910 amino acids. Gene Ontology annotation, biological process: cell surface receptor signaling pathway; adenylate cyclase-activating G protein-coupled receptor signaling pathway.
UCUCUCUCUUGUUGUGUUUAGUUGAACUGUAGCAGAAUAAUCCCAAAUGCUUGUAGACAACACAGUUAAACACUCGUGUCUCCGGCAGGCCGCUUGGAAUAAUGUCUCAUGUAAAGCAGAUUUUCUUGUGGGUACUUAUCGUAUACUGCACUACAUGUCAGAUAAGAUGUACAAAAAUAAUGAUCGUUGGUGACCAUCUGACCAAUACAAGUUGUUGUGCAUAUCCAGUUAUAAACAGCACAUGUCAAACAAGCUCCGGCACGGAGAUGGGGAAUUUCUGCAUAAUGAACGUUGGACAAAACAUUUCUAAAGGAUCUUGCAAAACACUAGAAGGCAGAAAAUACAGUUUCAAAAUCAGAAAACUAAAUGGGACUUAUGAGGUACUAAUGGAUGAGCUCGUUAAAGACAUACAUCUGUGGUUUAUACCGGAUGAUCUGAAAUGUUUGCCAUCAGGAGUCCUGAAUUCAACAGCGUUCCCACCAGCAGCGAACAGCACAUCGGGAACAACAACUAUCAGCACAACACAAGAUCAUUCCUGUACUAUCUGCCCGUGUGGUGGUACAGGUUGUUCGGGAAGUCCUGCUGUUGAUCCUGAGGUGUCAUGUAUAAACAGUACAUAUGAUGAAUGUAUGUGCAAAGGGAGAGAAGGAAAAAAAUAUGUUCUCAUGGUAAAUGGGACAGAAUUUAACUGCACGAAUUGCUGCAAACCACCUAAUAUGACAUCCACUACUCCAGCCAAUCCAUCCACGGCAACCAAUCCAUCCACGACAACCAAUCCAUCCACGGCAACCAAUCCAUCCACGACAACCAAUCCAUCCACGGCAACCAAUCCAUCCACGGCAAGCAAUCCAUCCACGGCAAGCAAUCCAUCCACGGCAACCAAUCCAUCCACGGCAAGCAAUCCAUCCACGGCAAGCAAUCCAUCCACGGCAACCAAUCCAUCCACGGCAACCAAUCCAUCCACGGCAAGCAAUCCAUCCACGGCAACCAAUCCAUCCACGGCAAGCAAUCCAUCCACGGCAAGCAAUCCAUCCACGGCAACCAAUCCAUCCACGGCAAGCAAUCCAUCCACGGCAAGCAAUCCAUCCACGGCAAGCAAUCCAUCCACGGCAACCAAUCCAUCCACGGCAACCAAUCCAUCCACGACAACCAAUCCAUCCACGGCAACCAAUCCAUCCACGGCAAGCAAUCCAUCCACGGCAAACAAUCCAUCCACGGCAAGCAAUCCAUCCACGGCAAGCAAUCCAUCCACGACAACCAAUCCAUCCACGACAACCAAUGAAGUGAUUCCAGUUGAAGGAAUUAUCAAUAUUACUUCAGAGUAUCAAGAACCAACGAAUGGGGAAACCGAUCCUCUCCAAGCAUCAAACACUCUGGACAAACUGGAAAAACUGACGCACCUGAUGGAAAGAGAAAACCAAAGCAACAUGGCGAUUGUCAUAGGAGAGGUUAAAGGUCUUCUGCUCAGACAUGUCAAGAAAAAAGAGACCCAAGACGUCAACAUCUGCUACUCGUCAAUCGAUGACAUGAUGAACGUCGUUGUGAGUAACAACCUCGAGGAGCUGAAAUAUCCCUGGUUUGUGAAAAUAUCCAAGGAGGCGUUCGAUAAAUCCCAUUUAGAGAACAACGGAAGCGCAUUUGUUGGAGUUCUACGGUUCAUGAACAUGGGAAACAAUGAUGGAAAUCACCCAGUUUUGAAUAAUGAGGUUUACGGUAUAACAAUGGGCGCCAAUAUCUCCAAUCUUACCAACAAUAUUGACAUUUUAAUCAAACAGGAGAAUCUGGAUGGUAACCUGUCCUGCAAUUCCUGGGAUGGGAGAGGUAACCUGGAAUGGACCAGAUUUGGCUGUAACACCACAAAGAUCAACAACGGCACCAUAAAGUGCUCAUGUUCACAUCUGACGUUCUUUGCAAUACUAAUGUCUCUGCCAGAUGCAAACCGCACAGCGCAGUAUGUGGAGUCAUUGACCUACAUCACCAAUAUCGGUUGCGGCUUCUCCAUGUUCUUCUUGGGCAUUGGCCUGUUCAUGCAUUUCCUGUUACGGAAAGCCAAAUCAAAUCAGGCCACGAAGAUCUUGAUCAACAUGUUUGUGGCUUUGUUUCUACUGAACUUAUCGUUUUUGUGCAAUGAGAGUAUCGCCAACACUCAAGACAACUCUGCGUGCAUCGCCAUCGCACUGAUCAUGCAUUACUCGAUGCUGGCGACCUUCACCUGGUUCUUCGUUCAAGCCCUUCACAUGUACAUGUGGCUCAUCAGACAGAACCUCACCACCAAAAACUACAUGAGGAAGAUCAGCGCGGUGGGAUGGGCGUGUCCGGCUCCAAUCGUCCUGAUCAUCGUUUCUAUAGGAGAGUAUAAAAGAGUGUCCAUACAAUCAACAACGAAACCCACACAGAUGUGCUGGAUCACAAAUCCUUACGUUCACUACAUCGUGAACAUCGGAUACUAUGCUUUGGUUUUUGUUUUCACGGCAGGAAUCUUCAUCAUGAUGCUCACAAAGAUUAUCCAAGCGAGAAACAUUAUAGUCGGUGAAAUUAAGAAAGUCACGUUUAAGAAACAGCUAACGAUGAUUUUGAGUCUUCUCUUCCUGUUCGGCUUGACGUGGGGAAUCGCGUUCUUCAGUUUUGGGCCGAUGGUCAUUCCGUCAUACUACAUCUUCACUGUGUUGAACUCCUUUCAGGGAUUCUUUCUGUUCUUGUAUUAUUAUCACAUUCGUGACGAUGUAGAAGGGAGCUUCUCUGAUGACCCGGACAGCAGCACCUCCAGUUCCACCAAAACCAUUCAAUCCAGCAUUAAUACACAGAGCAAUGUAUAUGAUAAUAUUCAUGAAUAAUAAUCAUGAAACGC